AUGACAAAUCCAUUUCCUCUUCUUUCUUCAUCUUUCCCGUCCGCUGUUUUCUUCUUUCUAAUCGCUUCCUUGUUCACUCCCACAGCUUCCAAGAUUCACAAUUAUUUCGAAAGGCCGUCUUCUCUGUCUGUUGAGGACGCUUCUUCGACUGCCAUCUCUUCCCCGGACAAUUCCUUCACCUGCGGCUUCCAUGAGGUUGGAAGCAACGCUUAUGUUUUUGGCAUUUGGUUCACCCAUUCCAUUAAUAAAACCAUUGUUUGGACGGCCAAUCGGGACAAGCUGGUCAAUGGCCAUGGUUCCAGGAUUUCUCUGCGGGGUGAUGGAGCCAUGGUCUUAACCGAUGUCGAUGGCACUAUUGUCUGGGAGACCAAUACCAGCUCUACUGAUGCUCGGAGAGCUGAGCUUCUCAACUCCGGAAACCUUGUUCUCAAGGACCCACAUGGUAAAAUUCUCUGGCAAAGCUUUGAUUUUCCCACUGAUACACUGUUACCUUCGCAGAGAUUUACCAAGGGCAAGAAGUUGACAUCUUCAUUAAGGAAAGGUGGUUAUGCUUCUGGGUACUUCAGCUUUUAUUUUGAUAAUGAUAAUGUGUUAAAGUUGAUCUAUGAUGGACCUGAAAUAUCAAGCUUGUAUUGGCCUGAUCCUGGUCUGAGUAUCUUCGACAAUGGAAGAACAAACUACAAUAGUAGCAGGAUUGCUGUUUUGGAUGAAAUGGGUUGGUUCUUAUCAAGUGACCAGUUCAACUUUCGUGCAUCUGAUAUGGGUCUUGGGAUCAAAAGGAGACUCACAAUGGAUUAUGAUGGCAAUCUGAGGCUUUAUAGCUUGAAUAACAAGACUAGGCAGUGGAUGGUGACAUGGGAAGCUCUUUCACAGCCGUGCGACAUUCAUGGUGUGUGUGGCAAAUACGGCGUUUGUGUUUAUGGCCCAGAGCCAAGGUGUUCAUGCCCCCCUGGUUACGAGGUAAGUGAUCCGAGUGAUUGGAAUCAGGGUUGCAAGCCUAGGUUCAACAAAACUUGUUCAAAUUUUAAGGAUGUGAAAUUUGUGGAGCUUGUGCAUACAGAUUUCUACGGGUUUGAUCUUAAUUAUAGCACAUCGAUUACAUUUGAAGCGUGUAGGGAGCUUUGCUUGGGGGAUUGUCGUUGUGAAGCAUUUAGCUAUAGGCUAACAGGAGCCGGACUGUGUUUCACGAAGAGUGCUCUUUUCAAUGGCUAUCACUCUCCUGCUUUCCCAGGCAGCAUUUACUUAACGCUGCCUGCAACUGUGGAGAAGACAUCAGCGCACACGAUUUUCAAUGCCACCGAUCUCAUAUGCAAUUCCAGGGAUGCUGAAAUUGUUCAGAAUUAUACUUCCAUGUAUCUUUUAUCUGGAAAGAGGGUGAAAUGGGUUUAUUUAUACUCAUUCGCUGCAGCCAUUGGGGGAAUUGAAAUCUUCAUCCUUCUAGUGGGCUGGCUUCUGUUCGGGAGACAAGGUUUGCCUGAUACAAUUGAAGAUGGAUAUCGAGCGAUAAUCAGUCAAUUCAGAAGAUUUAGUUACUCUGAACUCAAGAGUGCUACCGGAAACUUUAGGGAAGAGCUGGGAAAAGGCGGCUCUGGCGCCGUUUAUAGGGGUGUUUUGAGCGAUGAAAGAGUGGUGGCAGUGAAGAGAUUGGGAGACGCAUUUCAAGGGGAAGAAGAGUUCUGGGCGGAAGUGAGCAUAAUAGGGAAAAUCAAUCAUAUGAACCUAGUCAGAAUGUGGGGAUUUUGCUCCCAAGGGAGACACAGACUCUUGGUCUACGAGUACAUAGAAAAUCGUUCGCUGGAUGGGCACUUAUUCUCCAAAAAAGUUAUUGGAUGGAAGGAGAGGUUUAAAGUUGCAGUAGGGACUGCCAAGGCCUUGGCCUACCUUCACCAUGAAUGCCUAGAAUGGGUUAUCCACUGUGAUGUGAAGCCCGAAAAUAUACUUCUGGACGGGGACUAUGAACCAAAGGUUGCAGAUUUCGGGCUUGCAAAGCUGGCUCAGAGAGGUGGCGCUGGUUCUGAGUUUACUCGAAUUAGAGGAACAAAAGGGUAUAUGGCUCCGGAGUGGGCUCUGAACCUGCCCAUCACUGCAAAAGUCGACGUCUACAGCUAUGGAGUUGUGAUCCUGGAGAUGGUAAGGGGAAUUCGGCUUUCCAAUUGGGUGGGGGACAAUGCCGAGGAACAGGAAGCAGAGCUUACAAGGUUUGUGAGGACGGUGAAGAGAAAAAUUCAAAGUGGAGAAGAUUGGGUGGAGGAUGUGGUGGAUCCCAGAUUAGAAGGGCAGUUCGACAAGAGCCAGGCAGCAACACUGGUUGCGACUGGUCUUUCUUGCAUCGAGGAAGACAGACACAAGCGACCGGCAAUGGCUUCAGUUGUUCAAGUUCUAGUGGAAUCCGAAAACGAAAAUUAGUUUAAGCUCCCGUAAACCUUGUCACCUAUUCCACAGCAAAUUUUAUGUAACAAUUGUUAAAUAUAAAUGUUUCACAAUAUAUAUAUAUAUAUAUAUUUAAAUUCACAUAUUAUAUAAAAAACUGAUAUCAAUAAAAAAAAAGAAUACCUCUAUGGUUCAUAA
This is a messenger RNA of Diospyros lotus (date-plum), 2568 nucleotides long. RefSeq names its product putative receptor protein kinase ZmPK1. Gene Ontology annotation, molecular function: ATP binding; protein serine/threonine kinase activity. NCBI's taxonomy places the organism in Eukaryota, Viridiplantae, Streptophyta, Magnoliopsida, Ericales, Ebenaceae. Gene Ontology annotation, biological process: protein phosphorylation; recognition of pollen. The transcript has a single exon. The record is from RefSeq and is a predicted model, not a curated record. The coding region runs from base 1 to 2406 and encodes 801 amino acids.